AUGCUUCGGCCCAACCUUAAUGCGAGCUCUGGGCAGCCAGGUAAAACUGUCGUUGAGCCCGGCAACUGUUGCGGGACGGGGCAUCCGAUGUGCCUGUGCGCACGCGACCGCUCGUUAUUAACCAACUUUCUAUCACUUUCCCUAGUAGAGAUCGCAAAGGCCUGCGUGGAGAGCCAAGCUCCGGGCAUAAUAUUAACCGGAAUCAAACACUUAAAAUGCUUGUUCCUGUUUAGCUCUGGGCAGCCUGUGAUAGUCUCGACGAUCGACAUAUUAGAGUUAUUCUAG
This is a messenger RNA of Gaeumannomyces tritici R3-111a-1, 285 nucleotides long. RefSeq lists its product as hypothetical. The coding region runs from base 1 to 285 and encodes 94 amino acids. The record is from RefSeq and is a predicted model, not a curated record. Lineage: Eukaryota; Fungi; Ascomycota; Sordariomycetes; Magnaporthales; Magnaporthaceae. The transcript has 2 exons.